Trichoderma virens Gv29-8 is the source of this 1380-nucleotide messenger RNA. RefSeq lists its product as uncharacterized. The coding region runs from base 1 to 1380 and encodes 459 amino acids. Gene Ontology annotation, molecular function: L-2-aminoadipate:2-oxoglutarate transaminase activity; pyridoxal phosphate binding. The transcript is spliced from 2 exons. The record is from RefSeq and is a predicted model, not a curated record. Gene Ontology annotation, biological process: biosynthetic process. NCBI's taxonomy places the organism in Eukaryota, Fungi, Ascomycota, Sordariomycetes, Hypocreales, Hypocreaceae.
AUGUCCAGCUCAGUCCCAGUAGCAAAGAAGAAGCAAAUCAAUCUCUUGCGUGGAUGGCCCUCGCCUCACCUCCUCCCCGCAGACCUCCUCUCAGCAGCCUGUCAACGCGUCCUGGCAGAUCCCGUCGAGAGCGUGCCGAUUCUGCAGUACGCCCCUGACGAAGGCUACCAGCCGCUGAGGGAGAGAUUGGCCCAGUGGCUCGGCCGGCAUUUCGGGGUUGAGCCUGAUGCGAAUCGGAUUUGUAUCACGGGCGGCGCGAGUCAGAAUCUGGCUUGUGUCCUGCAGAGCUUCACGGAUCCGCACUAUACCAGGGCCGUGUGGAUGGUUGCGCCGUGUUAUCAUCUGGCGGGUGCUAUUUUCGAGGACUCGGGGUUUGCAGGGAGGUUGAGGGCAGCGCCCGAGGAUGACGAGGGACUUGAUACUGAGGAGCUGGAGAGGAGGAUGGAGGCAUGGGAGAGUAAAGAGAGAGAGGAGUCUCAUCCAGAGUUUAGGAAGCUUUAUCGUCAUGUCAUCUACGUUGUGCCCACAUGCUCGAACCCUUCCGGCAAAACCCUGUCUGUCCGACGCCGCGAGAGUCUCGUUAAACUCGCCCGCAAAUACGAUGCCCUUGUCAUCAGCGAUGACGUCUACGAUUUCCUGCAAUGGCCGAUUGACGGAGCCGUAAGUCCCCAGUGGCCCCCGAAAAUGAGGCUCCCACGGCUAUGUGACAUCGACAUGUCGCUGGGUCGAGCGGAGAACGAUCCUCGGGGCUUUGGAAACACGGUGAGCAAUGGAUCCUUUAGCAAGAUUGCUGGGCCGGGUGUUCGGACGGGAUGGGCUGAGGGCACGCCGGCUUUUGCUUUGGGGCUGUCCAAGACGGGGUCUACCAUGUCUGGCGGUGCGCCGAGCCAGCUCUGCGCUGCAAUGCUGGCUGAUUUACUUCGAAGUGGCGAGUUGGAGAGCUUUAUUGAGAAUAAGACUCGACCGGCGUUACAGCGGCGGCAUAGGAUCAUGAUGGAUGCCGUGAAGGAGCAUUUGGAGCCCCUUGGCGUCGUGUCGCGUGAAUCGAGCAUCUCAGGCGAGGGAAUCUACGGCGGUUACUUUGUCUGGCUUAUGUUGACUCAGGGACCACCGGCGGUGCUUGUCUCGGAUGCCGCUGUGGAAGAGGAGAAUAUCAUUAUCGGCAGAGGAAAUAUGUUUGCAGUUCGCGGAGACGAACAGGGGGCAAAGUUUGAUCAGGACAUUAGACUGUGCUUCUCCUGGGAACCCGAGGAAGCUCUUGUCGAUGGUGUCAAGAGGCUUGGACGGUUGAUAAAGAGGAUGCAAGGAAACUUGGAUCAUUACGAGAAGUUGGCAGCUCAAAUCAAGGAUAGUGACCGCCCAGUGAGCAGCUGGGUGUAA